GGUACAGUGCGACUAGGCAACGCUACUCGUGAUGCUGUAAUGCGAAUAUACCUCGCAUCAGGUUCCAAUACCCCCCUAGUACGCUGCCCAAAGUGCCUCUGCAUCAAACCCGACCGAGCGCACCAUUGCAGUUGCUGUCGUCGUUGUGUUCGGAAAAUGGACCACCACUGCCCCUGGGUGAACAACUGUGUUGGCGAGGGAAACCAAAAAUUCUUUGUACUUUUUAAUGUGAGUUCUCCAUUUGCUCUGACUGUCGCGUAA
Messenger RNA from Hydatigera taeniaeformis, 261 nucleotides. Lineage: Eukaryota; Metazoa; Platyhelminthes; Cestoda; Cyclophyllidea; Taeniidae. The record is from the annotation of a GenBank genome assembly.